AUGACGGUUUCCUCUUUAUGGAAGGCACUAGGUCGUGCUGGCUGUGGCAAACCAGUUGGUUCCAAAGAACUCCAAGAACAUUUUUCCUUUCACGAACGGACUCAUCCUUGGAACAUCAAUGACAAAAGAAGUUCUUCGAAUAAUCAUUGUCCAUCGCUGGCGGUGGAUUUAUCCAUUUGGAUUUGCGAAGCUUUGACCUGUUCCGCUUUUGACAAUUGCAAAACGGACCCAUCGUUACACUUAGUGUACACUCGAACCGUCAAGUUACUGAGUAUGGGAAUCAAAUUGGUGGUGGUGAUUGAAGGCAAACGACGGCAGCAACGACAAGGAGAAGGGGAAGACUCCUUUCGCAAACGACGCACUGGAACUCGUUUCUGGAAUGCUUGUCAACGAUGCGAGCAGAUGCUACAGCUGUUGGGAGUACCUGUAGUCCGAGCCAAGGCCGAAGGGGAGGCCUUGUGCGCACUAUUGAAUGAGAAGGGCAUUGUGGAUGGGGUCAUUUCAAACGAUGGGGAUUGCCUCUUGUAUGGAGCCAAAGUAUUGUACACCAAAUUUACCCUCGAGAAUCUCGAAAAGAAAAUGGUCAUGCGGUAUGAUUGUUCCAACAUUCGAGCUUGUGUUGACGAUGAUGACGGGAAUGAAUACGAUAACCAGCGCGAGCCCAAAGAGAUUGUAUCUCUGGACCGAUCAGAUCUCAUUGCCUUUGCCAUUUUGACGGGAAGUGAUGCCGUUGGAGCUGGAAUUCCCAAAGUAGGAUGUCGAAAGGCCAUUCGAUUCAUUAAAAAGUCUCAACUCGACAAUCCCCUCAAGAGGAAGGAUGCAGCCAUGGAUGAGCUCAAGUCCUGGGCAAGGGCAGCGUUGGUGGCAAAAGCAAACGCAAUCGCAAUCAACUGUAUUGAUGAUGACACCAAGCCACAAGUCAAUGCCAAGCACACCUGUUGCUGUUCGUGCUGUGGUCACCCGGGCACAAAAACAAAGCAUCAGAAACAAGGCUGCGCGCUCUGUUGUACCGGACCAGGAGAACCAUGCUUUGCUCUCUCUCCCGGAGCCAAGUUUCGUUCGGCCAUGAGGAAAAAGGCAAUGUCAAUGGAGGUAGAUUUCGAUCCAGAGUCAGUCAUCAGGGUCUAUCAAAGUCCCAACGACAAUCAAAUUCCAUUGCCUCUACUUGGAAAAACCUCGACUACUUUACGAAUGGCGUAUCCCAACUUUCAAGGGUUUCAGGACUUUACCAUGGUGAUUCGGGGACAAAGCCUAUCCGAGAGUCGAGAAUACUUGAAGCAAUCCUUGUCCUCUCUCAUGGCUCGCAACGAAUUACUCGAUACUGACUUGCGUGAAAAUAUCAUUGACACAGCUACGUCCAAGAAGAAACUGCCAUCCAACAAGACCAGGCCAGAACCUCGCAAGAUUAACAAGACGAUGGUUCGUGGUGGCAAACCUGCGUUCGAGGUGGAAUGGAUCGUCAAGGCGACUGUUACGGACUUUGAGGGCAAUCCAAUGAACGAAUUCAUAUUUGCUACCAUUGAAGAUCAACAAAUGGUCAAGAGGCGUUAUCCCAAGCUGCUUGAAGACUUUGAAACACGGGAGAAAGAACGAGCAAAGCAGGGUGAUGCCGAGCAAGAAAAACGCCGAGCCUUCCUAGAGUUACUGUGUACUGGCUGUGACCCGAAGGAAGAAUCCAAAGAGAAAGCAGCAGAAGCUCGAAAAGUUGCAGGGCGCUGUUUUCGGGAAGACAAAAGGGUUUCGUUUGGAGUAUCGGAGCCAGCGAAUGCAGGAAAAGACGAUGAUCCGCACGUAGAACCAAUUGAUAUGGAAAUUACUUUCCUGAAUGGCCACGAUAUCAAGGCAAAGUCGAGGGGUAAAAGGAAACGGGAGCGGAAACAAAGUAUCUGGGGUGACGAUGCGGACAAUCUGUUGCGAUAUGUCUGCACCAAACCAAAGAAGAUGACCAAGGAGGACGACUCCUCUUCAAUCUGCACCUGUGUCUCUAGCAUUGCGACUGCGGACGGAAAGGAAGUUGGUGAUAAAGAAGAUGAUUCUAUGAAGUCCAGGUCACUCACGCCUGGGCACGUUCACUUUUUGGGUGCCAAACGAAAAGUGAAAUGUCACAUUGCCCCAAAAGCAUUGUGUUUGGAUGACUCUGGUAAGGACCCCUUUGGUGAGAAUCGUCAGAUGGAAGUUGCCCAGCCAAAGCGUCGCCCAAUCCUGUCGACGUUUUGUCUCGAGCAGCGUCGCACCCCCGAGAAACAACCCGCAGAACAUUCGUCUACAUCUCGUCAAUCAUCGCUUGUCGCUCACAGCUGUAGGGAUCAUCAGAUUAUUGUUAGAAAGCCACGAGAGUUGAGUAUAGAAGACAACCCCUACAUCCACGAGAAAGAACACGAUGAAGCGAGCCCUAGCCGAUCUGCUCAUUACACCCACGAUCUUGAGUUGAGACACAAAGAAGACCAUUUCCAUUCAAGGAAGCAGCAGCAGAUGAACUAUGAAUUGCGGGGUCGGAACCAAGACUUUGGUUUGAACGAGAGGUACAAUGCUCCCCAAGAUCGACGGGAGGAAAAUUAUUGGCUACAAUCUCCUCACCAUGACUUGAAUUCCAGGCAUGCGCCUCCUUACAAUGCCGAUUACCUCAUGCAGUCGCCACAUUCAUCAAGGCGGCCGUAUCCCCCAGAAGAAAUUUCAGAAUAUGAACAUGCUGCCUUUGUUGCGAAUUCAGCCUUCAACAAGUACGACAACUCGUUCGACACCGAACCUUGUUACGAAGUAGACUACAUACAAGCAGUACCAUACUCUGUUGGUCUUGGGUUGAGCCAUCAUCACGACUCCAACCAUAGAAAGCGACAAAAGUUUGAGUUUGAUUCAUUGGAUUUCAAUCAACAAUUACGUCGUGAAGAAAUGUAUGAUGUGCAUCAAAGUCGAGAAGGGAAGGUCUCUAGACAGACUCAUUGGGAAAACGACACGUACUACACCCAUAGGCCGCAAGAUUCCCGAAAUGAAGACUUCUUGGUGUGGUCAACACACGAAGAAGAAUUCGAGCCCGACCAUCCAAAUAUGCGGAAAUACUCAGAGUAUCAUUCGUAUGAUGAACCAAGCUCAUGGCAAACCAAGGACGAAAACCUAGGGCAUUCCCAUACAGGCGAUUCUUCUAUUACAACUCCAUUGUUUCCCAACAGAUUCGAGGAAGCGUCUCAUGGGAUGAGGGGUUCUAGUUGGCCCCAACACCCAAAGGGCUCCGGUGGUGGCAGAGGAAGCAAUAAAGCUUUGUAUGAAGGAGUCGUUCAAGAUGCCACAGAAAAAUUGAAAAUCAAGAUAAGACAAGCUACGCUGGAUAUGGAGUGUUAUCGGGAACUUGAAGGGAGAUCAUGGUUGGGCUAUUGA
Cylindrotheca closterium is the source of this 3372-nucleotide messenger RNA. NCBI's taxonomy places the organism in Eukaryota, Bacillariophyta, Bacillariophyceae, Bacillariales, Bacillariaceae. The record is from the annotation of a GenBank genome assembly.